Aspergillus ochraceoroseus IBT 24754 is the source of this 2499-nucleotide messenger RNA. RefSeq lists its product as uncharacterized. The coding region runs from base 1 to 2499 and encodes 832 amino acids. The transcript is spliced from 7 exons. The record is from RefSeq and is a predicted model, not a curated record. Gene Ontology annotation, cellular component: membrane. Lineage: Eukaryota; Fungi; Ascomycota; Eurotiomycetes; Eurotiales; Aspergillaceae.
AUGCCUGUCAUCUCACGUUUACUCUCCAUUGUCUUUCGCGUCGCGGAGAUCGCUUUUGCUGCGGUGGUUGCUGGUAUUAUCGGUUACUUCCUCCACCAAUAUGACAAGGUCGAUGCUUGGCCCCAGGCUCGAUGGAUCUAUACUGAAGUAGUCGCCGGAGUAUCUAUCCUACUGGGUUUCAUCUGGUUGAUCCCCUUUGCAUCGGGGUUCUUCUCCUGGCCACUGGACGUGAUCAUUUCCUUCGCUUGGUUCGCCAGUUUCGGAAUCCUCGUCGAUGCCAUCCAUAAGCUUGACUGCGGGAGCAUUUGGUAUUGGGGGUCUAUCACCGACAACACCUACUGUGGUCGAUGGAAGGCCGCUGAGGCAUUCAGCUUCCUGUCUGCGAUUGUCUGGCUUGUCUCGGCGCUUCUGGGAAUCUGGUUCACCAUUCGUGUUCGGGGCACCACCAGCGACAGAAUCCAGCCUGUAUUUUGGGUCGCGACUCCUGUGGUUUUGACACGGGAACCGGGAGAAUGGUCAAGCUCAUCUUCCUUCGAAAAGGUUCCGCGGCAACCGGAGGAAUAUUUGCUCAAGGCUCGAGAUGAAUUCGAUUCAAGCGCCAGCGCCAGCCAAAUUAUAGCCACAGCAGCAGCGCGCGACAGUUUUGACCCCGCGGCAGGCGACGGCGAUCAGAGUACAAGUGAACCGCUACUCCCGACAUCGAAUUUCGAUCGUCCUCAUGUCAAGGUGUCCAAGCGAUUCUCCUGCAGUGUUUCCGGCGUCCGAGACUGGAUCCGUAAGCCAUCGUCGCCACAGAAGUAUCGUAUCAACCCCUGGCUGGCCCAUGGGCAAACUGCACCUGGUCGUCUCAUCGAGCGAUACUUUCCUAGCACACAAGCCAAAGUCUGCCUUCUUCUAGGCGUCCUUGGGGUCUGGGGUCUUGUGUUUAUUUCGGUUUUGCAUGCCAGCGUCACUGGCCAGGAGAUUCCGGGUCAUGGAACCCCCGUCAAACUAUCCUGCUGGAGCAGACUCUGGCACAAUGCGACUGACUGUGGCAUCAAUGGCGAUUACUGUCGACCAUUUGAUGAGAAGACAUUUGCGUUUCGUUGUCCAGCCGGUUGCGCAUCCUUCACAGUGCUUGAGCCAUAUUUCAUAGGCCCGCAGGAGAUCAAUUAUCACAGCCUUGUUAUCGGAGGCGCUUCUGACGAUGGCAAGAAACCUGGAGUAUAUCGCGGCGAUUCCACCAUCUGUCAAGCCGCAAUCCAUGCCGGACUUCUCCAGGACCAGAAAGGUGGCUGUGGCGUACUUCGUCGAACCGGCGAGCACGCGAAUUUCCCAGCGGUAGAGAGAAACGGCAUCGCCAGCCUCGCUUUCCCAUCCUACUUCCCUCUCUCCUUCACCUUCGACACGGGAGACUCCCCCGCAGACGGCAACGGCCUCCAAUGCCAGGACCCCCGCUGGCCACUAUUCACCUUCUCGCUCAUCGUAUCCGCCAUGCUCUCUCUAGUCAUCACCUCCCCAGCCGCAUUCUUCGCCUCCGUCUUCUUCAUAGUCUACUUCCAAGUCGCCCUCUCCUCCGACCCCCCUUACUCCCCAGACUACUAUGAAAUCGUCUCUAUCGCGCUGGGCCGCUUCCUGCCCUGCGCCUUUGUCGGCUUCGCCCUCUACUACUUCUGCAUCCGGCACACGCUCACAGACCUCGACGCCCACUGGGACAAAACCUGUCUGUGGCUCGGCCCCUGCUGGGUCGGCGCUCUCAAUACAGACACCUUCGACAAAAUCCCCAUCUCGCGCCUCACCCCGCACGACAUCCAACAGCAACCAGGCGCCAUCCCCGCCCUAAUCACCAUCGUCCUCCUCCUCCUCGCCAUAGUCACAGGCCAAGUCUUCGCCUUCCGCAACGAAGGCCGCCUCCCCCAAAUCCUCCUCAUCUACGCCGUCCUGGGCUGCGGCGUCCUCGCCCUCCUCGUCGUCCCACACAUGAACCUCCGAAUCCACCAUUACAUCUUCAGCCUCCUCUUCCUCCCAGGGACCACUCUCCAAACCCGCCCGAGCCUCAUCUAUCAGGGCCUCCUGGUAGGCUUAUUCAUCAACGGCAUCGCCCGCUGGGGGUUCGACAGUAUUCUCCAGACCGCGGCGGCGCUCCUCAACGACGCCCAGCUAGGAAGCACGCUCCUCCCGGACUUCUUCACCAACACCGCCCCCGGCGUCCCCGACAUCCUCUCGUCCAAUCUCAUUGCGUUCGCUUUCCCCACGUUGCCCCCGGAAGUGGACGGAUUGAGCGUGCUCGUGAACGACGUGGAGCGGUUCCAUGCCUUCAAAUCGGCCGCGGAUGGGUCAGUCGGCGUGUUUAAUUGGUCCAGAGCGGUCCGGGGGGAACCGGAGUAUUUUCGCUUCGGGUACAUGAAGCUGAAUGCCCUGGGGGGGUUUUGGUACGAGGAUUUUACGAACCCUGUUACGUGGGAGGUCGAUGGGGGGUGGAAUCGUACGGAGUCGGCGAGCAAGUAUUUCGCUAGCUAG